Molecule: messenger RNA, 2892 nt
Organism: Chiloscyllium plagiosum (whitespotted bambooshark)
Lineage: Eukaryota; Metazoa; Chordata; Chondrichthyes; Orectolobiformes; Hemiscylliidae
Gene: lamp2
Product: lysosomal-associated membrane protein 2
Biological process (GO): establishment of protein localization to organelle
Cellular component (GO): lysosomal membrane; plasma membrane; late endosome membrane
Source: RefSeq, a predicted model, not a curated record
AGAGUCACGUGCGGGUUAAGGUGGGGAGGCCGUCGGCGGUAUUGAGUCGCCGCCUGCCUGGUAGCUGCUGUGCUGUCAGGACACCCGCUUGUAGUUAGUCGCCAUGACGCGGUUCGGAGCCUCUCACCUCGUUGUGCUGCUUGUUGCUGCAAUUUCAGUUGCUCAAGCAGUCAAGAUUGAGGUCCAUGGCAAGGAUAACAAAACCUGUAUAUAUGCUGUAUUGUCUGUCAACUUUACUGUUCUUUAUGAAGGAAAUGGGACAAUGGAAAAUGCAACUUUCCAGUUGCCAGAUUCAUUAUCAUCCAAUGGAAGCACAUGUGGUGGUAACAAUUCAGCUCCCUUGUUGAACAUGGGCUUUGGGACUGGUCACUCCUUGAGCUUAAACUUCUCUCAUACUGAUGGCAAAUUUAGUGGUGAUGUACUGACUUUCACUUAUAACACCAGUGAUGCAAAACUCUUUCCUGGAGCAAAAAACAAAAGUGUAAAACAUGUGGCUGUGAAUUCCCUAAUGGAAUCUGUACCCCUGAACACAAUCUACACAUGCAGAAGUGUUAAAGCUAUUGCAAGUGAAGCAGUUGUCAUGGUUUUUUGGCAUGUUGGCAUUCAAGCCUUUGUGGAGAAUGGAACAAUUAGCAAAAAUGAAUCCUUCUGUAAAGCAGAUGUGUCAACCACUGUCUCACCAGUUACAACACAGACAACUUCCACUGUGACCCCAAUCCCAACUAAGCCACCUCCAGAUCUGCCAGCAGUGGGCAAUUACACCGUUAAGAAUGGAAGUGAUCCUUGUCUCCUUGCUAAUAUGGGACUACAGCUAAAUAUUACCAUCACAGAAAACCAGGCACGUGUAAUUAAUAUAAAUUCCAAUUCUACUGCCAGUGGACGUUGUGGGGAUAAACAUUCAGUCCUCCUCCUACAAGAUACAGAUGCAACUAUUCAGUUUCAUUUCUUUGUGGAACAAUCCAAAUUCUUCUUGAAGGAGGUGCAGGCUAACGUAAGCUUGCUUGUAAAUGGUUCAACAACUACACUUAACAGCAGCAAUGGCAAUCUGAAGUAUUGGCAGGCAUUUGUUGGAAGUUCAUACAUCUGUCGCAGUGAACAGAGGCUAGUUGUGACUGACAAGUUGGCUAUUAAUACAUUUAAUGUGUGGCUCCAACCAUUUGAGGUUAAGAAUGGAACCUUUUCCAGAGCUGAAGACUGCAAAGCAAGUGAGAACUACAUCGUGCCCAUUACAGUUGGAGCAGCGUUGGGAGCACUAAUUUUGGUUGUGUUGGUGAUCUACAUCAUUGGUCGUAGGCAGAAUCACCAUAAUGGAUAUGAGCACUUCUAAGUUUUUCAGCUCUGGGAUUGUCCAGCUACUUGACUUUUAUUUACAAGUGUUAGUAUAUGUUGUAAACCCAUUUAAGGUGAAUUAGAUACUGAAGGAUAAAUUAUAAUGUAUUUGCAGAUGUAAAUUGAACUUUACUAAUGUCUAGUUAAGAACACAAUGCUCUGAAUUACAUAAAUCUGGGACAAUCAUAUAGGACGGUAUAUAGUCCUCAAUCUUUAAUGUUACUACCUACUAUCAACAUCUUAAGCCUAUUUCAGCUACUUUAAUAUUCCAUCACUUUUUUUGUGGUUUUUUAAAAUUGAGAAACCUGUGAUUUUAAUUUACUGUCAAACCUAUGAAUUUUAGAUUACACUUUAAAUCUGUUUCAUUUGAAUGUGUGUAGUAGAAAAUACCAUCUUGAUUGCAGAUUUCUCCAAAUUACUUUUUGAACUGAUAAGUAUACAUCACUGGCAGCAUUUCAAGCUCAUCUGCACCUGUCUUCAGUUUCCCCUGUAUUUCCAGUCAGUCUCUUACUUGUCAAAAGGACUUUGAACUCUGGCAGAACUCUGCAAGCUAAUUGACAAAUUUUGGUUUAGUUGAUUGGUAUCCAUCGUCAGACCACAAGUAGACAAAGACUCUUGCUCACUUUCAUCUAGUGAAACCUUUUUAUUUUCUAAACAUCUCAACCCAACUGAUGUCAGCAUCCACUUUAUUUUAAUUGUCUGUUUUUGAAUGUUUGACUGUUGUAAAUGGACAUUGUUUGAAGUGGUUUGGUGUUCUGUUUAAUCCCUAGUAUUGAUCCUUGAUUGCACUUGGGCAAAGUUUCUAACUAGUGGAAAGCUGAAACUUCCAAUAAUGUUGACUUGGCACUCAGUACUGCAAAGCUUGCAAUAGUUGAAGUGCCACAAUUAAGGUUAUGCCACAGUGCCUUAGUCUGUCAGCUGUACAGAACGUAGGCAUGAUCAUUGAGAAUCAAUUAGUUCCUCCCUCUGAACAAUGGGAAUGCUUUAAUGCAUUUCAACUGGCACACUACAAAACAGGUUUGUAAAAUUCUCGAUAACAACUCAAUUGAUAUUAUGUAAUUUCAUGCAAUACAUUCAGUUUUGGGCAUGUGUAAAUACAAGAAACUUGGUUUCAUGGGAUAGUGUUGCAACAAGGAAAGUGUUUUGGUAAAUGCAGCACUGCCUUUUGAGGGGGAGGAGUCACCUACCACUUUCAACAUCAAUAUAUUUCAGUCAUUGGCUACAAAUUGUAUAUAGGUCUUUAUGAAAUCCUUUGUCAAGGAUAGUCUUGACAGUGUUCAACAAAGUAAAGGGAUGACUGGGGUAAAAAUCACUUCAGAAAUCACUCUUAUUUUGCUAAAUUGUUUUUGUGCACUGAAAUUGGGCUUUUGCAUGUUUCUCACCUGUCCUUAAACUAACAAUUUCUAACUUCUUUGUCACAGCUGAAGAAUGUCUUGCUGACUCUGACCUGGGUUUUCUGGUACCAAUCGCUGUUGGAGCUGCACUGGGCCUAUUAAUAAUUCUUGUCAUCAUAUCUUAUGUAAUUGGACGAAGGAAGAGCCAGAAUGGCUACCAAUCUGUGUA